Oncorhynchus tshawytscha (Chinook salmon) is the source of this 1981-nucleotide messenger RNA. Its product is annotated as actin-related protein 2/3 complex subunit 1B-like. Gene Ontology annotation, cellular component: actin cytoskeleton; Arp2/3 protein complex. Gene Ontology annotation, biological process: Arp2/3 complex-mediated actin nucleation. NCBI's taxonomy places the organism in Eukaryota, Metazoa, Chordata, Actinopteri, Salmoniformes, Salmonidae. Gene Ontology annotation, molecular function: actin filament binding. The transcript has 11 exons. Bases 236 to 1381 code for a protein of 381 amino acids. The record is from RefSeq and is a predicted model, not a curated record.
CCCUCCCCCUGUUCCUCUUUUUGCGGAAGCAACUUUUUCUACCUCCGUCUCGUCUACAGAAGUGUCUGUUCUCUCUCCGUCACUCUGUCGGUAGCUUUCGCGUCGACUGGCCAGAGUCCGCGAGCUGUUCUCUCCACUCAUCUCUCCUUCCGUAUCAUCCCUCCAUCUCAGGGAACUACAGAGGCCUCUCAUUGGCUCAUCUGACUUUCUGGUUCUGCAUUGUCCCGAUUUGGUUAUGGCUUACCACAGCUUCCUGCUCGAACCAAUCAGCUGCCACUCCUGGAACAAGGACCGGACCCAGAUUGCUCUGUGUCCCAACAACCAUGAUGUCCACAUCUAUAAGAAGGACGGGACCAAGUGGACCAAGAUUCAUGAACUGAAGGAGCACAACGGACAGGUCACAGGUAUAGACUGGGCUCCAGAGAGUAACCGUAUCGUGACCUGUGGGACGGAUCGUAACGCGUAUGUCUGGUCUCUGAAGGGGGAGGUGUGGAAGCCCACCCUGGUCAUCCUCCGUAUCAACCGGGCUGCUCGCUGUGUCAGCUGGUCUCCCAAGGAGAACAAGUUCGCUGUGGGCAGCGGGUCACGCCUCAUAUCCAUCUGCUACUUUGAACAGGAGAAUGACUGGUGGGUCUGUAAGCACAUCAAGAAGCCGAUCCGUUCCACCGUCCUCAGUCUGGACUGGCAUCCUAACAACGUUCUGCUGGCGGCUGGAUCCUGUGACUUCAAAUGCAGGGUUUUCUCGGCCUACAUCAAGGAGGUGGAGGAGAAGCCCGGCCCCACAGUGUGGGGGUCCAAGAUGCCCUUUGGAGAGGUGCUGUUUGAGUCUGGGCCCUCAGGGGUGUCUGGGGGGGCUGGAGAGGGGGCAGGAGGAGGAUGGGUCCACGGGGUCUGUUUCUCCCACAGCGGGAACCGCCUGGCCUGGACGUCACAUGACUCGACUGUGGCGAUCGCAGAGGGAGGCAAGACCAGCACGAUCAGCAGUCUGAGCUCUGAGACCCUUCCUCUGCUGUGUGUCAGCUUUAUCACUGAGAACAGCCUGGUGGCCGCUGGUCAUGACUGCUACCCGGUGCUGUUUGUGUAUGACGGUACUAAGGGCUCAGUAACGUUCGGAGGGAAGCUGGACGUUCCCAAGCAGACGUCUCAGAGAGGGAUCAGCGCCAGGGAACGCUUCCAGAACCUGGACCGCCGAGCCACCUCGUCUGAGACCACCGAGCAGGGCCUGGAGAGUCUGCACAAGAACAGCAUCAGUCAGAUCUCUGUGCUGGAGGGAGGGAAGAGUAAAUGUUCCACGUUCUGUACCACUGGGAUGGACGGAGGAAUGGUCACAUGGGACGUCAAGAGUCUGGAGUCUGCCCUGAAGGGUCUCAAGAUAGUCUGAUGCCAUGACCCUCAGCCGACCAGCCGACCAGCCGGGAUAUGAAGAAAUCUCACCUCUUUGCCUUUCUGCUUCUCUGCGUCUGUCUGUCUCAGCUGCUGCUGGAGACAUCUCCUUUCUGUCUCUGUUGAGCAUCUGCUCGAAGCACGGCAGCCAUGACAACGCCGUCUGCAUUCCACAUGGCACCCUGUUCUUUUUAUAUAGGUAGACCAGGACCCAUAGGACACCAUUUGAGACACAUCUUGGUUUUUGUUCUAUCUUCUUAUCUUCUUUGUUUUAGAAUCCAGGAAAUGUUCUGUACUGUUCUGUCAGGUGUUCUGUUCCGUCCAGGUGUUCUGUUCCGUCCAGGUGUUCUGUUCCGUCCAGGUGUUCUGUUCCGUCCAGGUGUUCUGUUCCGUCAGGUGUUCUGUUCCGUCAGGUGUUCUGUACUGAUAGUUGUACCUGGACAUACAGCUGUGUUCUUAAGAUUCACUUUGGCUUCUGGAAUUAGUUUACUUGGGUUUUAGUUUGGAUGUUCACACAUGAAUUUGUUGGAUUUACAGCACAGGACCAAGAAGAAAAUAAUAUCUAAACUUGAGAUUUUUCACUUUCGAAUAAAAAAAU